AUGGAAACUCUUUUUCUUGUAGCUAUUCUACUUCUGGCUCUCUCCUCUUCCUCUUUCACACGAGGCCAAACAAUCGUACAUAUUCCACCACCACGUCCAUUAUGCGCCUCUCAAUACGCGCUAGCUAACUACGCUUGUUCGCGUCUCCCAAUGAACACUGUCCCACUUCCUUCCCCCAUUGCCCCACCUCCUCCUCCCAUAUUUCCUCCUCCUGACCAUGACCACGACCAUGACCACGACCAUGAUGAUGAUCACGAUCACGACCAUGACGGUGAUGACCACGAUCACCAUGACCACGACCAUGACGAUGAUGACCACCACCAUAAUCACCAUGACCACGACCAUGAUCACAACCGCGACCACGACCAUGAUCACAACAACCACGGUCAUGAUCAUGAUGACGAUGACCAUGACCACCACCACCACAACGACAACAGCCACAGACGCCACCAUCGGCGCCGUCACCACCACCACCAUCAUCAUCACAGACACAGAGAGGAGACGUACGCUCAGCAAGAGUGUUGCAAGUGGGUGAAGCAAAUGGACAACGAGUGCGUGUGCGACCUUCUGGUUAGGCUGCCGCCAUUGCUAGCGAAACCAGCUCAUAACUAUACAGUCUUUGUGGAUGAGUCCUGCAUUGUCACUUUCACCUGCGGAGGCAGACUCAUUCGCUGAUCAAUCCCUCUUUCACUCUCAUUGUCUUAAUAUCCUUUUGUUUAUCGUCUUUUCUUUAGCUGUAAUAAACAAAAUAUUCCUUUAUUUCACUCCCUUCAGUUUAACUGCUGUGUAUGUUUUACACUUGUCUAGUCAAAAGUCAACCAAACCCAAAAAGAAAGUCAGAGCGUGAUUAUCAUUCAUUAUCGCGAGCUUCGCUCGCUCUAAUACGCGCGAA
Molecule: messenger RNA, 892 nt
Organism: Brassica oleracea var. oleracea
Lineage: Eukaryota; Viridiplantae; Streptophyta; Magnoliopsida; Brassicales; Brassicaceae
Product: histone-lysine N-methyltransferase set1-like
Exons: 1
Coding region: 1-675 (224 amino acids)
Source: RefSeq, a predicted model, not a curated record